Thlaspi arvense is the source of this 1393-nucleotide messenger RNA. The record is from the annotation of a GenBank genome assembly. NCBI's taxonomy places the organism in Eukaryota, Viridiplantae, Streptophyta, Magnoliopsida, Brassicales, Brassicaceae.
GUAAGUCUAAGUACAGGUUGAGUCACGUGAAAGAAAAAAAGAUGGCUACAGAUUCGCAACCUAACGAGAAGCUAACGAUUCCUUUCAAAACCAGAAUCGCUCUCAAAUUUAUCUCCACCUUCACCGAUAAUGCUCAACGUCCCGACGGCACUAUCAACCGCCGUUUCCUCCGCCUCUUCGAUUUCCGUGCUCCUCCCAAUCCCAAUCCAGUCAGCUCCGUCUCAUCCUCCGAUUUCGUCGUCGAUCCCUCCCGUGAUCUCUGGUUCCGGUUAUUCACUCCGCACGUCUCCGGCGACCGUAUUCCCGUCGUCGUUUUCUUCCACGGCGGAGGUUUCGCUUUCCUCAGCGCCAAUGCGUAUCCCUACGAUAGCGUAUGCCGCAGACUCGCUAGGAAACUGCCGGCUUACGUGGUCUCCGUUAACUACCGUCUCGCUCCGGAGCACCGUUACCCUGCUCAAUACGACGACGGAUUCGACGCCCUGAGGUUCAUCGAGGAGAAUCGCGGCACGGUUCUCCCGGCGAACGCCGAUCUGUCGAGAUGCUUCCUCGCCGGAGACAGCGCCGGUGGAAACAUCGCGCACAACGUCGCGGUUCGAGUUUGCCGUGCGCGGUGUUUCACCGCCGUUAAACUCGUCGGACUCAUCUCGAUCCAGCCUUUCUUCGGCGGAGAGGAGAGGACGGAGGCGGAGAAACGCCUCGUCGGAAUGCCUCUGGUAUCGCCGGAUCGAACAGACUGGUGCUGGAGGGCGUUGCUGCCGGAGGGAUCAAACCGGGACCACGAGGCGGCGAAACCAAACGUCGUGGACAUUUCGGGUCUGGAUUACCCGGAGACGAUGGUGGUAGUGGCCGGAUUCGACCCGUUAAGGGAUUGGCAGAGAAGCUACUGCGAGUGGAUAAACUCAUCCGGGAAAAGAGCAGCACUAGCCGAGUAUCCAAACAUGUUCCAUGCGUUUUAUAUCUUCCCUGAGCUGCCGGAGUCAGGCCAAUUAAUCCAGCGGAUUAAGGAUUUCGUGGCGGAGCGCGUGAGUCCGUUCGGACCAUUCCAAAGGAUAAAGAAAAGAUGUGUUGUUGGGGGUAGGGAGGUGAAAGUGAAGUACACAGUUAAUGCAUUUAUAGCAAGGAUUCAAUGCCCAUACCGUUCCUAUUAUUUAUAUCCAACUUGCCUUUAAAUGUUCAACACGUUUGUUGAAUUUUGUAAUCUACUUACAUUGUUUCCAUCGAUUGGAUUAUUUCGAGUGUUGAGUAAGUUACGUACAUUUACAUACAGAGAGACGUUUACAAAAAUGUGUGAGUGUUGAUAGCAAUACGAGACCUUAAUAUCUUCUAAUAUACUAAAAUAAUCAGGAUUUUUAGUCUACAUUAUUGACCGUUGAAAACACUGCUCAUGUGUUUC